AUGUUUGCACAGCAGGAGUUUCAUUCUCAAAGUGGUUUGGACUUGAAAGCUCAAGAAGCUGCACUCCGAAGUGGACCUGAUGUUGUCGUUGCCACACCAGGACGACUUAUUGAUCAUCUCCACAAUUCUCCAAAUUUUAACUUGAGUACUAUUGAGGUUCUUGUUCUUGAUGAAGCUGAUCGAAUGCUGGAGGAAGCCUUCCGUGAGCAAAUGACAGAACUUAUUAGACUUUGCGCAACAAAUAGACAAACCUUGUUGUUUUCGGCUACUAUGACUGAAGAGAUUGAAGAUUUAGCUUCGAUGUCACUUAAGAAGCCCGUAAAGAUUUUCAUAAAUGAGAAUACAGAUACUGCGCUGAAAUUGAGGCAAGAAUUCAUUCGAAUCCGUGCUGGACGUGAAACAGAUCGUGAAUCCAUUGUUGCGGCGUUGGUAACUAGAACAUUCCAAACGAAUACUAUUGUUUUUGUUCGGACCAAGAAAGAUUGCCAGAGAAUGCAAAUUUUACUUGGGUUAUUGGGAAUUAAAGUUGGUCAGAUGCAAUCGAGUCUCACCCAAGGUCAACGCAUUGAAGCUCUUUCGAAAUUCAAGAAAGGAGAAAUUGAUGUUCUUGUUUCCACCGAUCUUGCUUCUCGAGGUUUAGAUAUUGAGGGAGUUCAAACGGUUAUUAAUAUGAAUAUGCCCAAAAGCAUCAAACAAUAUAUUCAUCGAGUUGGCCGAACUGCGAGAGCCGGACGAGCUGGACGAUCAAUUUCUCUUGUCGGAGAGGAUGAGCGAAAGCUUCUCAAGGAGAUUAUUAAUUCGAAUGCAGAUCGAACGUUGAAACAACGCUUGGUUGCGCCAGAAGUCGUUGAGGCCUAUCGCCGCCGAAUCGACGAGCUGGAAGAGACUAUCCAACAGAUUGAUGAGGAAGAUCGAACCGAACGUGAGAUGCGUAUUGCUGAGGCAUCGAUGGCAAAAACGCAAGAGAAGCUUGAGACCGGAACCACUGAAAGAGAAGGACGUGUAUGGGCAUUAAAGCAGAAGCAAAGCGACAAAGAGAAGAAGCGAGAAGAAAAACGUAUGCUUAAAAUUGAGGCAAGAAAGCGAGCGCAAAAUGCCAAGACUCCCGAAGAUGUUGCAAUUGAGCACGAGGCUGCGUUCCACAACCAAAAGAAAGCGGGUGGCAGUAAGAAGGUGAAAGCUAAUGCUUCAUUGCGCGACAUUCCAUCUGUCAAGACCGCCACGAAGACAUUCCAAAAGAAGAAAACUGGAGCGGAAACCAAAAAGAAAGGAUUCACGUCUGCCCUGGCGUCAGUGUCCAGUAAAGCUGUUAAAGCGGCGAGACACGGACCACAAGACGCGGAUUUCCAAAAAGCGCGAGUUGCUCAUCGUCUCAAAACGAAGAAACGUUAA
Caenorhabditis bovis is the source of this 1392-nucleotide messenger RNA. NCBI's taxonomy places the organism in Eukaryota, Metazoa, Nematoda, Chromadorea, Rhabditida, Rhabditidae. The record is from the annotation of a GenBank genome assembly.